This is a messenger RNA of Zymoseptoria tritici IPO323, 2322 nucleotides long. RefSeq names its product oligopeptide transporter (gene MgOPT4). Bases 1 to 2322 code for a protein of 773 amino acids. The transcript is spliced from 7 exons. Gene Ontology annotation, biological process: transmembrane transport. Gene Ontology annotation, molecular function: oligopeptide transmembrane transporter activity. The record is from RefSeq and is a predicted model, not a curated record. NCBI's taxonomy places the organism in Eukaryota, Fungi, Ascomycota, Dothideomycetes, Mycosphaerellales, Mycosphaerellaceae.
AUGGAGACCGAGACGAUUGAAGUCGACGGCAAGACGGCGCCGCUCUCCAAUUUUGACUCUGCUUCCUCUGGACGUGCCGGAAGCGAUGAGAAGAAACCCAACCUCGAGGUCACCUCUCUCGCUGAUUCGCAAGUGAGCUUCGACGAUGACACCGCUAUCAUUGUCACCGGAACGGAUGCCGCGAAUCACCUACUCUCUCUGCGAGAUGACAAGGACCCAGCACUCACCUUUCGGAGCAUUUUCUUGGCCAGCAUACUGUCGUCUUUCCAAGCGGUCAUGACCCAAAUUUACUAUUUCAAACCGACUAAGAUCGACAUCUACGGACCUUUCAUUGUGAUCAUUGCAUAUGUCCUGGGCGUCGGAUGGGCCAAAGUCUUUCCACGCGGCGACGUGCUCCUGGCGCGAUGGACAGCCCAAGGUGGCCAUGGCAAACGUCCGAUCUGGAUCUCGCUGUGGCUGUUCCUCAAUCCUUGCGCAUGGAGCCUCAAAGAGCAUGCAAUCACCUCCAUCACAGCGACGUCUGCCUCCAACGCACACGAAAGCGUCGUCGUCUUCGCAGCGCAAAAGCUCUUCUACGACAUGGAGGUCUCAGCGACCACAGUGAUCCUUGCCGUCCUAUCGAUCGGUCUCUUUGGAUACGGACUUGCUGGGCUUUUCCGCCCCAUCAUGGUCUGGCACGUCGACGCUGUCUACUGGUCAACCCUUCCUACCGUCAAGGUCCUUCAAGGUAUGCACUGGCAGAGUGUCAAGAACUCUAAGCCGCUCCGGUGGUUCUGGUACAGUUUCAUUGGCAUGUUCUUUUACGAAAUCUUCCCGGCAUAUAUGUUUCCCUGGUUGAAUUCGGUGUCGAUCCCGUGUCUGGCCGCCUCGCAUGCGACUGGUUCCAAGGGCGAGACUCUGACGAGAUUUUUCGGAGGCGCAUCAAACAACGAAGGCUUGGGACUCUUUACAGUGUCAUUUGACUGGCAAUAUAUCACGUCCGGCCAGACGUCGCUCCCUCUGAAGUGGCAAGCUCACUACGCGGUGGGCAUCUUCACUUGUAUGCUCGCCAUGAUCGGCAUAUACUACACGGACACCUGGGGUUCCAAGUCGCUGCCCUUCAUGUCGACCAAGCUUCUGUCUGCCGACGGCAGCAAGUAUCCCAUUCACAAAGUCUUCGUCCAAGGGGAGCUCGACCAAGCAGCAUUUGCAACAUACGGCGUUCCGAAAAUGGCGGGCAGUUUUGCCUACGGGCAAUUCAUGGCCAAUGCUGCCAUCGGAGCCCUCAUUGCUCAUGUCAUCCUCUUCUGGGCAGGCGACGUAAAGCGAGCAUUUAAAGGUUCCCGUAAGAGCAGUGGAGACAGACAUCAUAUCUACAUGGCCGCCCACUACAAAGAGGUGCCUUGGUGGUGGUACGGCCUGCUCCUCGCUGGCGCCUUCGCCCUGGGCACCAUCGUGGUCACAACGCAGAACAUCACCUUGCCGUUCUGGGGAUUCUUCGUAUCGAUCCUGACGGGUUGUAUCAUCGCUCCAUUCAGCACCUUGCUCUACUCCAGGUUCGGCAGCGGAAUCGCGACCAACAAUUUGUCCAAAUUGAUGGCUGGUCUGCUGCUGCCAGGGCGUCCGGUUGGAAACAUGUACUUUGCCUCGUGGUCGCACAGCGUCAUCAUCAACUGUGUCAAUUUGUCGAACGAUCUCAAAUUGGGCGAAUAUCUCAAAAUCCCUCCACGUGUGAUGUUCCUCACUCAACUCUGGGGCACCGUCCUCGGCGGGUUCAUCAACUACGUCGUCAUGUCGUCCAUCAUCUCCGAGAAUAAGGCUCUUCUCACUGAUACCAAUGGUAAUUCAUCGUGGAGCGGCGCCACGAUUCAGGGUUACAACACCAACGCCACGUCCUGGGCGCUGGCGAGGUACCUCUACACGUAUGGCAAGGAGUACUACAUGGUCCCCUUGGGCCUGCUCGUCGGCGCGAGCAUCGUCGCCGCACACCGUAUCUUCACGGCGUUCGUCCCACGCAUCGGCAAAUUCGCCACCCACGAGAUCAACUUCCCCCUCUUCAUCCAAGCCGCGGGCUACAUUCCCUACAACGCCUCGCAGACCUGCGUCAUCUUCAGUACCAUCCUCGCGGGUUUCUUCAUCCAAUUCUACCUCCGCAACUACAAGCCGGCGUUCUUCAAGCAUUACAUGUACAUGAUUACGGGAGCGUUUGACGGUGGCGCGCUGUGGGCGCUGUUUAUUCUGUCGUUCGCGGUGUUUGGUGCGGCGGGCAAGACGAUUAAUUUCCCGGCGUGGUGGGGAAAUAAUGUGAAUGGGAAUUAUGAUCAUUGUCCUUCUUCUGGGUGA